This is a messenger RNA of Diorhabda carinulata, 1364 nucleotides long. Its product is annotated as succinate--CoA ligase [ADP-forming] subunit beta, mitochondrial-like. Gene Ontology annotation, molecular function: ATP binding; metal ion binding; succinate-CoA ligase (ADP-forming) activity. The transcript is spliced from 6 exons. Gene Ontology annotation, biological process: succinyl-CoA metabolic process; tricarboxylic acid cycle. The record is from RefSeq and is a predicted model, not a curated record. Bases 20 to 1324 code for a protein of 434 amino acids. Gene Ontology annotation, cellular component: mitochondrion; succinate-CoA ligase complex. NCBI's taxonomy places the organism in Eukaryota, Metazoa, Arthropoda, Insecta, Coleoptera, Chrysomelidae.
AACUAAUUUCAGCUUCGUAAUGAUGUUUUUUAGAUGUAUUAUCAAGAAAAGUAAUAAGAUACUACAUUUUCAGUGGCAACAGAGUAGGAAGUUAAAUGUACAAGAACACAUCAGCUACACGCUGCUUAAAAAUGCUGGAAUACCAGUUCCUAAUUUUGGGGUAGCCAAAUCUAAGCAAGAAGCUAAGCAAAUCGCACAAAAAUUAAAUACUAAAGAUUUAGUAUUGAAAGCGCAAGUUUUAGCAGGCGGACGUGGAAAAGGAACUUUCAAAAAUGGACUGAAAAGUGGUGUUCGUAUGGUGUUUACACCCGAUGAAGCAGAAAAUAUCGCAGGAAAAAUGCUUGGGCAAUAUCUGGUAACUAAGCAAACGGGUGCGAAAGGUAGAAUAUGUAAUUCAGUCAUGGUAGCUGAAAGAAAAUAUCCCAGGAGGGAAUUCUAUCUGGCUGUUAUGAUGGAACGAGCAUUCAACGGUCCAGUAGUGAUAGCUUCUUCUUCAGGAGGCGUGAAUAUAGAAGAAGUAGCUGCAGAAAAUCCAGAAGCAAUUAUUAAGGAACCAGUGGAUAUUGUGACGGGAUUAAAGAAGGAACAGGCUGAUAACGUUGCUGUUAAAAUAGGAUUACAAUCUCAAAAAGAUAAGAUAUCUGAUGUAAUAAUGAAAAUGUAUCAUUUGUUUGUCGAAAAAGAUGCGCUCUUAAUAGAAAUCAAUCCAUUUGCUGAAGAUACCGCAGGCACCUAUUAUGCUUUGGAUGCUAAAUUUCGUUUUGAUGAUAACGCCGAAUUCCGACAAAAAGAACUUUUCAGUUUACGUGAUUGGACUCAAGAAGACGAGAAAGAGGUAAUGGCGGCUAAAUACGCACUCAAUUACAUCGCGUUAGACGGUAAUAUUGGAUGUAUGGUUAAUGGAGCAGGUUUAGCUAUGGCAACGAUGGAUAUCAUUAGUAAAUACGGUGGAUCUCCAGCGAAUUUCCUAGAUGUUGGAGGCGGGGCAAAUGAACAAGCUGUUAAAGAAGCUUUUAAAAUCAUCACCUUAGAUCCAAGAGUCAAUACUAUUUUGGUGAAUAUUUUUGGAGGUAUAAUGAGAUGUGAUAUCAUAGCUCACGGAAUAAUUGCGGCCGCAAAAGAAUUGAAAAUGAAAGCUCCGAUAGUUUGUAGAUUACAAGGAACAAAUAACGACGAAGCAAAAAUCGCCAUAGCUCGAUCAGGUUUGAAGAUUUUACCUGUAGAUAAUUUAGACGAAGCUGCGAAACUUUCUGUUAAACUAUCAAAUAUAAUUACCCUCGCUAAAGAUUCACACGUAGAUGUCACAUUUGAAAUGCCACUGUAGUUUUAUUUAAAAUAAAUAUAUCCCUUAAAUUACCGCUGAA